UUAUCGAAGACAUGCCCUGUGUUGACACUUGUGUGUACACGUUUGUGUUAUCGAUAUGUAUAUAAUUUAAUGUCGUUAACUUUGUAAAUAUAAUAUCUACACGUGGUGUAUUUAGAUCCGGAUGGAAAAUGAUCGAAAAGUCAUGAUUAGGUAUCCGGUUAAGUGGAACGUUUUAAGGACUUCUUAAGCGAAACUUCUGUGUUACAAAGUCAAGGACAAGUACUUAGACGUUGACAUAGCAACUGAUUUAGAAGACCACUGACAGUAGUCGCCGCGACAUACAGCGUUUUUUCGCUGAUGUACAAUAAGCAUUGUACAGUAGACUUGCAUUCUCCAGUACCAGAGGGCUACCAUGGUUCCCUAGUUGAAUUCUGACGAAACUCUAAUGGAUGAAAAUGUAGACUUUGGAGUAGGCGCGAUAGAGGGGCAGCCAUCCACUAGGGGACUGGGGCUUUUAAGGAAUUCGCGGACCAUGUCAGAAAGCGAACAGAUCCAAAAUGGGAAACGGAAUAUGUUGUUAGCAGCGGGCUUCUUGGUCGCGGCGGAAGUGUUCGGCGUAUGUCUACAGGAAGUUCAUGCGCAUGCAAAAGAGUUACAGCCGCUUCACCGCCAUUUUGAAUUGCCAAUCAUCCUUACAGCGGUCGAUACGAUCUCGUUAUUCGUGCUACUCAAGUUUGAAUCUCUCCAAGGUCUACGAAAGCACGCAGAGGUUCUGAUAGUGACUUUCCUGUGCCAUAUUGUGUUAGAAUAUCUGUUUAAUUUCUGGUAUAUAUACUCAAGAAAUGACUCGUUUGCUGUAGGAUAUUUCGAACCUGUGAUAUUAGUGACGUUGCUGAAAUGGUGUACCAGAAAUGACGUAAAUAUCAAAAUGUUCGCCAUUUUGGUUUCAAUGGCAUUCUGCGCAGGAAUAACUUCCGGUGAAACGCAUAUUUUACUUAACGCAAAUAGAAAUGGAAUUAUAAUAUUUUUAGUUAUUUUCUUUAUUUGUCUGCGCAAUAUAGGACUAUAUUAUCUCCACAACGAGGGACUCGUUUUACGAUUCCGGAAAUCCAUUGCAAUACCUUACAGUUUUACAGUGCUCUCCGUCGGCGUAAUAAUGUCGGCGUUCCAUCUUACUUACUGGGCUCUUCCUGUGAUGUUUGCUCUCAUAGCUAUGUUUGCUUCAGUUACAAUGCUUUACAUGACUUCAGCGCUGUUGGAAAACUACUCUUUAGUUUCAUUAUCCGUCUUUGGACUAGUGUCUCAAAUUUUGGUAAAUGUCGUCUGCAUCUCAGUGGAGCACGGACAUAACGUACUGAUCUCAAUAAUUGGGACUUUCCUUUUGGCUAUUACCAUAGGACUUUACAUCCGGGCUACUUGCACAAAUAUGCCAGAAACAGUUCCGUCUCAAGUUCCUAACCACGAGGUGUACACGCGACUAGAGUUCCUGAUAUUUACUGGCCUUGUCUGCGGUCUCAUAUUUUAUGUGUUCAAGCCGAAAAUCAGCGACAGGGAUCUGAAUAAUCUUCAUUAUGUUGGUUUGGACAAUAUUGUUAAACGAUUGAUUAACCACGAGUAAAACGUGCUAAUUUAUUGAUUAAUCACGAGGCAAACAUGCUAAUAGUUAAAUGUUUUUGCUGGGUUUUGAGAUGGACUCUUUUUCCAUGUUGGACAGUGUAUAUAUGUGAGUCUUCGCGUUAAAAGGACCAUCAAAUUUAAAACUGCAUUUUAACAAGCCAUGACAGCUGUGAACUUAAAACCAUGACAUUAUCUGUUCAAUGAACUAUAAUUAUUCUGCAUUGCUAUGCUAUAUUUUGAACUUAUUUUUCACUGUUACGUCAUAUUUUUGAAAUCAUAACGUUACUCGCAGUAUUUACUUGUUGACUUUUUUUUUGAAGUUUUGAGAAAUCAUGGUUUAACAAAAUUACACAAUAUAGGAAAAAUUAUCUGAACGUGUUGAAGUAAAUGACGAACUUUCAUUGAAGAGUCCAACUUAAGUGUUAAUGCCCUCUUAUGUAUAAUUAUUGUUUAGAACUCCUAAAGUUUUUAGUACAUUUACUAACGAAUAGAAGUUUUCUUUUGUAGAAAUAUGUACAUUUAAACCUUAGCGCGACAUAUUGUGAAGUACCUACUGUUAUUAAGAUAUUUAUUAAAUACAUUCAUAAUUAUGUUUACAUUUUAUUAUAUACUAUUUGAGGGAUCUUAGAUCUGUUUAUAGCAUUUUGCGGUUUUAUGUGCUGUUACAGUGGUUUUAUAUGAUAUUGGUAUUGAAAUUGUUAACACUUAGAGAUAUUGAGUGUACCUAAUAAAUUUUGAAUGAAAUAUU
This is a messenger RNA of Mercenaria mercenaria, 2305 nucleotides long. RefSeq lists its product as uncharacterized. The coding region runs from base 386 to 1558 and encodes 390 amino acids. The record is from RefSeq and is a predicted model, not a curated record. Lineage: Eukaryota; Metazoa; Mollusca; Bivalvia; Venerida; Veneridae. The transcript has 5 exons.